Molecule: messenger RNA, 3294 nt
Organism: Fusarium odoratissimum NRRL 54006
Lineage: Eukaryota; Fungi; Ascomycota; Sordariomycetes; Hypocreales; Nectriaceae
Exons: 2
Coding region: 727-2580 (617 amino acids)
Source: RefSeq, a predicted model, not a curated record
AAUAUGAGCUUUCCCCGGAUUCUGCGAUUAGCUUGUCUUGUUCAUCUUCGGUGUUGAUGCAGUUGUGCCGAUUGUCGCUGCGAGUGGUGUUGAGUUGCGACAAGUCGUUCCCAAUUGCAUAGACAGAGCUGCGUUCUUGUCAUCGCAGACAUGAUGCAUGUUCUAUCAAUUGCACGAUGCGAUACUGCCAGGCUGAGCCUUGGUCUUGGUCGCUGACAGGAUGACACCUCGUCGCGCGAUUGAUGUUUGUCUCGGCGCCGUCAUCAGCACUCCAAGCGCUAUCUCAGCUCCUCAAGGCCAAAGACCGCCCGCCAGUCGGUUCAACAAACCCGGCAAUUGUGUCGCGACAGCAUCAUGAGAGCCUUGAGGUGAACAAUCCACCCUCGCGAUGGAUCAAUGCUGGAGAAAGCAUCGCGUAGCUGCGAUAUUCGAUGUUGGCCACAAUUGUGUGUGUUGGCUCUUGUGUCACCUCCUGAGUCCUGCAUGCUCAUGGUAGGAAUCGUGCUAGAAGAGGAACGCGCAAUUGCGCGCUGCGCCAAACAAACAUGAGUGAGGUCAUAUAUUUUAGACCGCAAUUUCCACGAGACCAUCGAUUUGCAUUCUCUCUUCUUUUUUAAUAUCAUGCAUAUUCUUUAUACUCAAUAGCUAUCAAUAUCACUUCGGUUCAUUGUCUCAUUUUGUUCCCGCAACUUCAUCCUUGAGGUCUUUGCCUACGUCACCUCCACAAUGGAGCAUCGUCCCCUCCCCCACCACUCUUCCGCGAUACGCCGCUACCUCAACGAACCAGCUUGUCUGUACGGCAGAUUAUGGGCAGCUAACGGGUCCGACCGAGAGAAAUUUUACGUCGAUGCCCAUAAACCCCAGCUUCGCACCGUUCAACAAGACGUCUCCCGACGAGAACCAAGUCAAGCCAACCGAUUUCCAUUCCUCUGCGUCUUUCACUUCGCAGGCUGCGAUCAGAAGUUCGAGAAUAAAAGGGAUUGGAAGGACCAUGUUGUAUCCCAGCAUUUGAAACCCGAACGCGUGUUUUGGGAGUGUAAUGAAGGCCUUUGCGCGCACAUCAAGCGCACUCGUUGGCAGCAGCGAUUAUUCCUCCAGGUCAAAGACAUAAAAACCCUACGAUUCCAGGACUACAGCGGUACACUCUUCGCUAAUAUACACGAUUUCCGAACGCAUCUUGUCCAACGCCAUCGAUCCCCCAAGUCGCACGAUAAAAAGAGAGAUAUAGCAUUCCGUCCCGAUACAGAGGGGCAAUGGCAUGUGGACCGUCAAGACUCGUCGAUGCGCAUGGUAUGUGGACUGCCUCAAGACCUUGGCUGUCCAAUGCCCCAAUGCGCAUCGGUGCGGUUCACCGGUCCUACAGCGUGGGAUCAACGCCUCAACCACGCUGCUGAACACUUUCUUGUCAGCCCGCAAUGCCUGGGUGUAUUCGGAGGUGAAAAGGAUGCCGAGCUAGUACAAUGGGCCUCCAGUGAUGAUGUCGCCAUCUAUCAAAAGGCUCCCACUGCUUGCUUUCAACAACAUGAUUGCGGUAAGUCGGUUGCAGAUAGUGGCUACAGCAGCAUGCCCGGUAUGCCCCGGCACCCCAACCCGUCACAGCAGGGCGAUUCGUCCCCUGUGGUGCCCUCCAAGAUGCCUAGGGGGGCGAGCGAUGCCACGUUCGAUGACCACAGCACGGAGGAACUAUAUUUGAGUGCAGGGUCUCUCGGUAUUGGAGGCUGGGUCCGAGAUCAUGGGUACAUCUAUAUGGAACCUGUGAUUGACGAAGAAAGCAGUUCUUCAGCAUACCAGUCUUUCCAGGAAUUACUCUCUCAAUACGAGUCAAUAGAAGCUGAUAGUACCCUCAAUACCUCCCAAGACUCCGACUCUAGUGAUGAGUCAGACGGAACGCCUGAUGGCAAUCCGGAGACUGCAGCUGUUAUGCAAUGGUUCCAUGGGUGGCUUCGCCAAUGGCUCUCGCCUUUAACACAGGAGAGACCCAGCGGAAAUGGUAGUAGCCAGGCUACCGCAUCUCAAAGCCAAACCAGCUCCAGUUCCAGCACGCAGAAGAAGAAAGGAACCGGCCGGCCUCGCCGUGUCCCAAAGCGCAAGCGAGGCAAUGACGGCGAAGACGAUGGCAAUGAGGAGAGUCCCAAAUCUCAACGUGUUGAUGGAGGUCAGCAGACACGAAUGCUUGCCUGUCCGUACUUCAAGCGGAACCCGCGAAAAUACGGUCGGCCAGAAUGGAAGAGCUGCGCACACCCUGGUUAUCGGGACCUCCAUCGCGUAAAAGAGCACAUGUAUCGGCGACAUUCGCUGCCCGAGUACCAAUGUCGGCGCUGUCGCGUGGAUCUCAAGACCUCAGAAGCCCUGGAGGCGCACUCGCAGCAAUUGCAAGCGUGCACGCCAACCGUCGGCAACCAAGACGGCUUGAACCAAGAGCAGGUAAAAAGAAUGAGGAGUAAGAAAGGAACGGGGAAGAACAAGAGCGAGGGGGACAGGUGGAACGAUGUUUACUCCAUUGCGUUCCCUUAUGAUCAGCAUACGCCCAGCCCUUGUAUGUCAGCUUUACCCCUACCUAUCCCUUCUUUCCAGGAAUGACUAACAAGAUCAGAUCUCUACGAUACUGACGAGGACAAAAGUGCCAGGGAGUUCAAUCUAUGCCACGAGUUCGGCGGUUUUUUAACGAGGGAGCUGCCCCGGCUUGUCGGGAGACAUUUGAGCACGGUUGGAUACCCGUUGCCCGAGUCAAUACGAGACGACAUUGAGCAAUUGGUGAGACGGUUUGUUCCUCAGCUGCAGACUUCUUUUCUAAAAGAGAUGAGUUUUGUGGCAAGCACUAGCAACGAGCAGCCAGACAGUGCAUCAGCAACAAAUGACGCAGCCAGCUUCGUGGAGUCUACGACAACAAGACGCACUUCUGAGGACUCAGCGACGACGCUUCAACGGGACAAUACGCAUGAAGACUCAGUGACAAUACUCCCAAGAGGAAGCACCUCUGAAGCGUCAAUGUCCAUGUUUCCGACAAGCAACGGCUCUCAAGAAUUAACGACGAUGCCUCAAAUUAAUUACGUCGGAGCAGAUUCGACGAUGCUGCAGAAUGGGACUUUCUCUGGGCAGGGCAUGAUGAUCCCGGCAUCUCAGACGAUGCCACCGUACUUUUCGCCGACAAUUGAGGAUUGGCAGGUAAUUUAUCAGCAGCUUGGCUAUGACCCAAAUCUUGCUUUGGGGUUUGGUGGGAUGAAAAAUUCAUAGGAUACAAGUUCAUACCUACUUAUUGUAUAAUAUAAAUUUUGACCAAGACGUGCUUCUAUU